Molecule: messenger RNA, 2578 nt
Organism: Coregonus clupeaformis (lake whitefish)
Lineage: Eukaryota; Metazoa; Chordata; Actinopteri; Salmoniformes; Salmonidae
Product: E3 ubiquitin-protein ligase TRIM39-like
Exons: 2
Coding region: 515-2164 (549 amino acids)
Molecular function (GO): zinc ion binding; protein binding
Source: RefSeq, a predicted model, not a curated record
UCGAAAACCAAACGGUAGGAAUUUCGUGAACAAGAAGUACAUUACAAAUAUUUUGCGAGAUAAUUAACUUGUUCUAUGUAAUAUCGUAUAGCUUUGGAGUCGUGACAUUACGUACUUUCGAGGAAAAUAGACAGGUUUCUUGACUAAUACCCUGACUUUGAGAAGGGAAUACGUGACGCAGCAUGACUUUUGUCCACUCGUUGCCAAUGGGAUUCCUAUCUCCUUUCUCUAGUAUAUCUGUUAAACUUCUAAUGUAAUUCCUAACUCCUCCCCUUUCUCUAGUAUCUCAGUUAAACCUCAUUGGUUUAGAAAUGUGACUUUGCUAAAGUGAAACCACACCGGACACUUAGAAUUUUCUAACAUAGUUUUCAAACCGAGUUUAAAGUUUAUUUUAAUUAUCUUUGGUUAUAAACAGGAUCGCGUUUUUGCACGGGAAAUAAUCUAUUCACACAGCUGCACCUAACUGUACUCUCCAGUCACGGGAAGAAAAGGAACAUUCAACACUGGCUGAACAAUGGCUUCCUCCAGCAUUAUCCUGUCUGAAGAGCAGUUCUACUGCUCUAUCUGUCUGGAUGUGUUCACUGAGCCCGUCUCCACCCCAUGUGGACACAACUACUGCAAGUCCUGUAUCAGAGGAUACUGGGAAAGCACUGACCUGUGCCAGUGUCCACUGUGUAAAAAUACAUUUGAUAAGAGACCAGAUCUCUUUGUCAAUACUUUCAUUUCUGAAAUGGCUGCUCAGCUCAAGAAGUCAGCUCCAGUUGAAGCCACACCUAUCACCCCAGGACAAACCCAAACCCUCUCCAAACCUGAAGCAGUGCCAUGUGACAUCUGCACUAAGGGGGAGCACAUGGCCCUGAAGUCCUGUCUUGUGUGUAUGGCCUCUUACUGUGAGACUCACCUGGAGCCUCAUCAGAGAGUGGCUUCUUUCAAGAAACACAAGCUGAUCGACCCUGUGGAGAACCUGGAAGACAGGGUGUGUAAAAAGCAUGAUAGACCCCUGGAGCUGUUCUGUAGGAGAGACCAGAUGUGUGUGUGUCAGUUCUGCACUGAGACAGACCACAAGACCCACAAUAUUAUCACUAUAGAGGAAGAGAUUGGAGAGAGGAAGGCUCAGAUGGGGAAGACUAGCAGUAAAGUUCAUAAAAUGAUCCAGGAGAGACUAAAGAAGGUUAAGGAGAUCAAACAGGCAGUAGAGCUCAACAAGAGAGAUGCAGAGAGAGCGGUAGCAGAUAGUGUGCAGGUCUUCACUGCUCUUGUGCAUUCCAUUGUGAGAAGCCAGGCUGAGCUUAUUGAGGUGGUUGAGGAGAAGCAGAAAGCAGCUGAGAAACAGGCUGAAGGGCUCAUUGAAGAGCUGGAGAAGGAAAUCACUGAGUUACAGAGAAGAAGCACUGAGCUGGAGCAGCUCUCAGAUAUUGAAGACCACCUCCUCCAGAGCUCUCCAUCCCUCUGUACCACUGUUCCACCUACCAAGAACUGGUCUGAGAUCAUUUUUCACAGCGGUCUGAGUGCGGGGGCUGUAAGAAGAGCUGUGUCUCAGCUGGAGGAGACACUGAAUAAAGAGAUGGAGAAGUUUUCUGAAAUCAAGUGGAAGGGGAUGCAGCAGUGUGCAGUGGAUGUGACUCUGGACCCUGAUACAGCAAAUCCAAUUCUCGACCUGUCUGAGGACAGGAAACAAGUCUGGGGUUUUGAUACAUGGCAUAAUCUACCUGCUAACCCAGAGAGGUUUAAUUACAAUCAUCGUAUUUUAGGAAAGGAGGGGUUCUCCUCAGGGAGUUUCUACUAUGAGGUGCAGGUGAAAGGGAAGACUUGUUGGGCUUUAGGAGUGGCUAGAGAGUCCAUCAACAGGAAGGGAGAUAAUCCACUGAGUCCUGUAAAUGGAUACUGGACUGUGGGUCUGUCAGAAGGAAAUAACUAUGGAGCUCGCACAGAGUCUGGAGUUCCCCUCUCCCUGAGAGAGAAGCCCCAGAGGGUGGGGGUGUUUGUGGAUUAUGAGGAGGGUGAGGUCUCCUUUUACAAUGUGGAGGCCAGGACUCAUAUCUACACUUUCACUGGCUGCACCUUCACUGAGAGACUCUAUCCACUCUUCUCUACAGCCUAUGAUCCUUCUGGUGAUAACUCAGCUCCACUUAUUAUCUCUCCCAUCAAGUCAGAGGGAGUUUAGUUAACAGGGAAAUCAGUCUCAAGCAAGCACUAAAUGUGCCUUAAUUAGUGUUGAUAUUUGCGAUAGAGAAUGUUAGUGUUAGUAUCAGUCGAUCAGUUUUUAUAAUGAAGAAUGAUUCUCUUGUCCUAAUACUGCAUAUUACAAUGUCAAUCAAAACAAGUUUUACCUGUUAGUCUGUGAGUUUUUUUUUCUCUUGCGUUAUUUAUGACUACUCCUACAGCCCCUUUAUUUCUCCUCUCACUUUAAGGUGUAUCCCAUUUCAAACACACAGCGUACAAAGAUAGUUUCAGAUGGUGUAGUGCUACUGAUAAUGAUGAGCAGCCACCAAGAUGAAAGCUUCUUGGAUUGAACCCGUCCAACCUCUAGAACGCUGGAGGCUGCUGUGGGGAGGACGGCUCAUAAUAAUGUCUGGAG